Molecule: messenger RNA, 5066 nt
Organism: Cydia strobilella
Lineage: Eukaryota; Metazoa; Arthropoda; Insecta; Lepidoptera; Tortricidae
Gene: CRMP
Product: dihydropyrimidinase 1
Exons: 15
Coding region: 254-2008 (584 amino acids)
Biological process (GO): pyrimidine nucleobase catabolic process
Cellular component (GO): cytoplasm
Molecular function (GO): dihydropyrimidinase activity
Source: RefSeq, a predicted model, not a curated record
UGCUUCCACAAAUAAACGUUACCCACAUCCACACCAACUCGCGAUCAGCGAUAAUGUCUAUAACUUUAUCGAUGGCUAUUUAUCACUUUCUACUCUUUCUAGCGUAUAUGGAAACCGAGGGGAAGGCGCACCUUCUAUUUUAGGCGUCACAAUUUCAGUUUCAGCCCCGCGAGUUGUGGCGCGGACGCCAUAGUCUGAGCGAAUUAAAAAAAUAUCCAACCGCUAAUAUUUAAAACGUUCCAUUUUUUUGAAAAUGACCGUUGACGCUGGGAAAACCGUUUCAGGAAUCAAUAUAAAAAGCUCCCAGAACCGAUUACUGAUCAAGAAUGGGCGUGUCGUCAACGAUGACGGAAUGGAAGACGCUGAUGUCUACAUCGAGGAUGGCAUCAUCAAACAAGUGGGCCGCAACCUUAUCAUUCCCGGCGGCACACGCACCAUCGACGCGACGGGAAAGCUCGUGAUGCCGGGAGGCAUCGACCCGCACACGCACUUCGAACUCGAGAUGAUGGGCGCCAAGACGGCCGACGACUUCUACAAGGGCACCCGCGCCGCUGUUGCGGGAGGCACCACGACAGUCAUCGACUUUGUGCUGCCUGAAAAGGGCCAAUCACUGAUCGAGGCGUACAACAAUUGGAGGGAGAAGGCCGACGGCAAGGUGUGCUGCGACUACGGCCUCCACGUCGGCGUGACCUGGUGGUCCCCCUCCGUCCGCAAGGAAAUGGAGAAGCUGGUCUCCGAGGACUUCGGCGUCAACUCCUUCAAGAUGUUCAUGGCGUACAAAGACGCCUGGAUGCUGGACGACUAUAAUCUCAUGUGCGCUGUGGAGGCGUGUGCUGAACUGAAGGCUUUGCCACAGGUGCACGCAGAGAAUGGGCACAUUAUAGCUCGCAAUACGGAGAAACUUCUAGCGGCCGGUGUUACUGGACCUGAGGGACACGAGCGAUCCAGAGAUGAAGAGGUGGAAGGAGAGGCAGUCAAUCGCGCCUGCGUUAUUGCAAACCAGGCAAACUCGCCGCUAUACAUCGUCCACAUGAUGUCUAAGAGCGCCAUAAGAGCGCUACAGCAGGCCCGCGCGCGCCAGCGACAACCUUUGUACGGAGAGACCCUCGCGGCCACCGUCGGCACUGACGGGUCUCACUACCGCAACGCGUGCUUCCGCCACGCCGCCGCACACGUGCUGUCCCCCCCCCUCCGGCCGGACCCCUCCACCCCGCAGGCCGUCGUGGAGGCCCUCGCUGAUGACCACCUUCAGCUGAUCGGCAGCGACAACUGCACCUUCCACGAGAAAGACAAGGCGUUGGGGAAGGGCAACUUCGCUAAGAUCCCCAACGGAGUUAAUGGGGUCGAGGACCGCAUGGCCAUAUUGUGGCAGAAGGCUGUUAAUACUGGCAUAAUGGACCCGUGCCGGUUCGUGGCCGUGACCAGCUCCACCGCGGCCAGGAUCUUCAACCUGUGGCCGGGCAAGGGCCGCGUGGCCGUCGGCAGCGACGCCGACGUGCUCGUGUGGGACCCGAGGCAGGAGAGGACCAUCACAGCCGCGGCGCAUAAACACGCCGUCGACUUUAAUAUAUUCGAGGGUCAGCACGUGGUGGGCAGCCCGCAGUACGUGAUCGUGAACGGACGAGUGUGCCUGGACGACGGCCAGCUGCGGGUUGUUGAAGGGUACGGCAAAUUCUUGAAGACCCCAGUGAACUCUCCCUACGUGUACGGCGGCGAGGAAGCGGUCGACUCUGCGCCCGCGCAGCCGCUGCACGUCGAUGUAGCUCCUCGUCAUGUCAGCGUCACUAAUGGAACGCCCACACCAGAGGCACUGAAUAAGCACCUGGAAGGUCUGUCGGUGACGUCAUCAGGCUGCAGCACUCCCACGGGCCGUAAGAUGCGCGAGACUGGCCAGCGGAACCUGCAGACCUCCACCUUCUCCAUCAGCAAGGAGGUGGAAGGGCUGGACACGAAGACGUCAGUCCGCGUGCGGAACCCUCCCGGAGGCAAGUCCUCGGGACUGUGGUAGAGGACCCUAGGGUCUACGGGUCAACCAGAUGGGUAGCUCAGGGAAGCUUGUGGAAAAACUUCAUUAACAUUUUGUUGCUUGAGAAAGGGUUAGAAUUUGUAUGGGUCUCGAUGAUUGCAUGAUUGAUGCAAAUUCACGGUGAAGCGUCAUUUUUGGUUAUAUCGGCAUAUAAUGUUAUCUGUGUAUGACCGACAAAAUAAUUUUGAUUUGAUUGAUUUUGAACAAAAUGAAGAGGUUGAUGAAGGUUUAGUAAAAUGGCUUUAGAAAACAGUUUCCGUCAAACCUAGGAACAUCGAAUAUAAAGAAGGCUGUAAUUGAGUUUUUCCACAAGUUAUACAAGUACCCUCAGUGUAUAUUUCUCUAUUUCUAUUUUUAGUAAAUGAUUGAAUAACAAAUAGGAAACUUUUAAAACAUUUUGAUGUAGGUAUUAUAUGAGACCGAAUAUACACACUCGAAAUCUCUUCAUAAAUAUAGUUGGCCAAGCAAAUAUUGUCAGUAGAAAAAGGCGCGAAAUUCAAAUUUUCUAUGGGACGAUAUCCUUUCGCGUUCACAUGUUUUUAUUUUAAAUUUGCCGCCUUUUUCUACUGACAAGAUUUACUUGACCAACUAUACAAAUUGUGUAUAAAUACUGAUAUUACCUAUAAAUCAAUAAGAAAGACUGAGAUAGGAAUAGAGAAGUGUGGACUGCACUUAAGAACCAAUCUCGAUGUAAGUCGCAACCCAAAGCUUAGUAAGAUGGAUGUUAGGCUAGUGGUAGUGUAGUGGCAAAUGUUUAACGCAAUAUUUAUACGUUUAUACAUAGCUUGUAAUGGAUGUCCUACCUUUAUUUACUUCAGUGCCAUUCAAAUAUGUGACAUAAAUUCGUCGUUUCCUCCAUUUUACCAAAGAAUUAUUAACCGUAGAAGAACUGUAUUGAAUUCUAAGAAAAAAUCGUGACCUUGCUGUACGACAAUGAAACACUAGUUUUUGAUUAGUUACCGAAUAAUGUACAGUCAUAUAUAUCCACAUCAGGGGCCUAUUGCAUUAUAAAAUACAAGUUAAUACUAUUAGUAAUUUUACUUAAAAAAAUACUAAUAGUAUUAGCUUCUUCAGCUAUUAAUGACUCUUUGAUAUUAUUAAACAUUUAUUUAUGCAUGUCCAUGAAAAAAUAUGGAAGAUUUUAAGAGAGCAUUCUUUCUAUUGGUUAAUUGAAAAAAAAAUUGCGUAUGACAACUCAAAAUCAUAGUAAAACAUAAAAAAACAUUACACUCCUUUUUGGGCAGUCGUGUAAAUAAGGCAGACAUCUAUUACAACUAUUUUGACAGUUAAUAAAUAGACUGAUUUAUAACCCGACUAGAUGAAUAUUCAGUGUUUUGUAUCGAAAAGUAUUUAACAAUUCAUUAAUGCCCGCCAAUGUGACAAUGGUAUUAUGUUCUUCCAUGUGUUUUUCAUAAUAGAUAGCAUAUAACAGGGAUGACACUGUUCAAAAUACUUUUUUUUGUGUCUAUUUUGUAGAUAUAUGCUAUCUAUUGAUAUUUAGGUGUCAAACAUUUACCAAUAGAUUUAUUCAUAAGAACCUCUGACAUUUUUAUAAGAUCAUUAAACGAUAUUUAUGAUUUUACUGACAUUUAAUAUUUCAGAUACUUGAAACCUAAGUACUAGGUUGUAAAUGUUUAAUAUUAAUCCCUUACUAACCAUCCCAUUCACUCCUAAUAGCACAGUUUGCUAAUUUCAUUAUUUAAUUGUACUGUAACAUCGAUAGAUGGCGUUAGUGUACAACGUCGUGCGAACAACCUUUUUUUUAAAAGCCUGACCUGAGUAAUAUAUGAUCAUUGUCAAGAGGGCGCUGUUAUUCUCAUGUAUAGGGUGACAGUUCAGUAUAGUAUGAAAAAACUAGUUCUAGGGAAAUUCCGCAACAUGGCGCGUGAUCAUAUAUUCCUGGUCAGGCUUUAAAUUUAUAUGGGGUUUUAUAACAAUAGUUGUCUUUUUAAAUUUGAAAUGUUCGAUUACAACAAACCAAAAAUCUAAAUCAAAGAAUUCACUCGUACUACUAGCGCCAUCUAACGAGUUUUAGCCUUUAUUAAAAAUUUAAUAAGUUUUGUUAUACAACCGCAUAGAUGGUGGUAGUGAUCGGGCAUUACCGCUAUUUAUUUCAUGUUAAUUAUAAUUGAACGGAAUAACUGCUUAAUUUUAGUCCGUUUAAAGUACUUCAAGUUUUUGUUACGAGGUACGUGUUUGUAAGAAUUUGUAUGAUGAUUGUAUGUGCUUGAAUAGCCUUUAGGUAGUAAUGUUAAUUUUAAGUGACAUAUUUGUUUUAAUUUAAAGCACAUAAUUAUUGUUUAUAACUAUUUUGUAAGUUUCUAAAUAAUUACGAGGCUUGGUUUAAAUGCUUGUCUAUUGCCUAGCAGCAGAUUUUAAUUUAAAAUAUCCAAAUCAGCACUAGCUUUGCGAUUUUAUCUAAAAAUCUUUCAAACUGCAAACAAUAUUUUGACUAUCUUAUCACACUUUGAAUACUAAAUUAACACAGGUUUUCCACCGAGAAAUUCUAAAAUAAAAUAUCUGAUCAUUGAUAACUCAAGAUAAAGGAAACUAAAUUUUAGGUAUCCACCUACUGCUAAAAAAUUUUUGUAUAUAACCACAAAAUCUACAUUUAGCAAGUACAUAUGUUUUCUUUAUCUGGUCUUAUCUAUAAUUUAAUAGUUACUUAAUUACUUAUGUUACUAGUUACUACGCCAAAGUAAAAGUAUUUGAAAACCUUACCUACCUUAACUAGAAUGGAUUUAUUUCCCUUUUCUGGUCGUUUGAAUUUGUAAGUUGGCUGUGGCUGGAAAUACGAAACGACAAAUCACCCAACCAGAUCAUACGAGGGUCUGACUAGCGUAAUGAGCCUAUAAAAAACUGGUAGAAUAUAAAUAAUUAUAAGUUUUACCAUAGUACAAACAUAUUGGAAUUUUUAACGACUAACCUAGUCUCGCAAACGGCAUCACAAUUUUACGGCAUUUUUAACAUAUUUACUUUUAUUUUCUAAAUGUAUCUCUAUUAUGCAUUGUCACGAAAUAAACAAUGUAAUCUCUUGAAA